CCGCUAAACUGUAGCCGCCCUCCAGUCCUAACCCUCAGUGUGUUAGAGGAGUUUUUGUAAAGUCAUCAGUGCAUCGUCUCAUCACUGACAGACCAGUGCCAGUUUCUUCUGCCACCUCUUUACAGAUACUUAAGAUGGAGGAUUCAUCAGAACACUCCCACUGGGAGAGCCCAUCACUGCUCACCUCAGACCCUCUGUCCAGUUUCUCCUCAGAGGGGGGUCUAUUGCCCCCUGGAGAUGAGAGCGAGUCCUUCUUCUCUGCCUCUGACUCAGAUUACAUCCUGCCCUCCUUCUUCAACAGCACCAGCAGACCUUCAUACAGACACAACUCAGUGCGGCAGGUGUUCAGCUCUCCUGGUCUCUUCACCAACUUGCAGCUGUUAGAUGGUCCAAGCAGUCAUUCCCUGAGCUCGGCCUACCCUCCCUCUUCCAGCUGGAGCAGCAAUACUCUGUCUAAAGCACAGCCCAGUGUGUCUCUAUACAGCCCGGGCCUCCCCUCAUCCUACUGCACAUCCCCAGGCAGGGAGGCCUGUGAAAGUCCCCGGCUGCAGGAUGCAUUGAAGGCUGAGCGCUCCAGCCCUCUGGGGGGGUCUGUGGUCACCAGCAGUUUUAUGAACCUGACCCCCGCAGCGGGGAGUGUGUACACUCCAGCCUCCCAUCACAUGCUAAAUGCUUACAGCUCAUACAUGACCCCCCCUCAAGAGUUCAACUCCACAGGCCUGUACAACAGCCCCACCUGGAUCAAUCCCUCCUACUCCCCCAAACUACGCAGCAAGCUCCGGGUGUCUACACCAGAGGCCAGAGAAUGUGUGAACUGUGGGGCCACAGCCACCCCUCUAUGGCGACGUGAUGGGACAGGCCACUACCUGUGUAACGCCUGUGGAUUGUACCACAAGAUGAAUGGCCAGAACCGACCUCUGAUCCGGCCAAAGAAAAGACUGAUUGUGAGCAAGCGAGCAGGGACUAUUUGUGCCAACUGCCACACCAGCACCACCACACUGUGGAGGCGGAACUCUAAUGGUGAACCUGUGUGCAACGCCUGUGGCCUCUACUUUAAACUGCACAAUGUUAACCGCCCCUUGACCAUGAAGAAAGAUGGCAUUCAAACACGCAAUAGAAAGGUGUCUAGCAAGAACAAGAAGAGUAAGAAGACAGCCAUGAUGGAGCCAUACUCAGAGAUGCCCCAUAUGUCUCAUCUGGAGGAGAGUGGGCCCUUCUCUCUAGCACCUGGGACUCUGCUAACAUACAGUCACUCACCACACCUCAUCUCAGGCCCAGCCGCCCUGCACCCGCCCGGAGCCCUGCCAUAUACUCACCACCUCAGCUCAGGCAUGGUGCCCACACUAGUGUAGCCCACACUGGUGUUGCCCUCAGUGUGGCACUUUAGUCUGCUGCAAGAGCAAGCUAUAACAGGGAACUCUUUUGGAACAUCAGGGGAGAAAAUGUUUGGCUUUUCUAUCUGAGGACAUCUGAGCAAUUGUUUUUGUUUUUUUCUUGUAUGGUUUGCAUGUAUUUUGCUCUUAUAUUUGUAACUAUAGAUGCCCAAUAAAAUGUCUGAAUGUAUUUCCAGUCCUUGCUGUAUUAGUGUGUUAUAACUCAAUUCAGGUGAUAUGCCUACUGACAUGGUGGGACAUUAAUGAUCUCAUCCCAGAUCUUGUCACAUAGAGGGAGACUCCUCAACCCGAGCAUGUUGAACAAUAUUGUUCAAUCUCCUCAUCAUGAGUAAAUUAAACAAUCUGCUUUUGCUUUCUGUA
Messenger RNA from Boleophthalmus pectinirostris (great blue-spotted mudskipper), 1754 nucleotides. RefSeq names its product GATA binding protein 1a (gene gata1a). Lineage: Eukaryota; Metazoa; Chordata; Actinopteri; Gobiiformes; Gobiidae. Bases 135 to 1352 code for a protein of 405 amino acids. Gene Ontology annotation, molecular function: DNA-binding transcription factor activity, RNA polymerase II-specific; RNA polymerase II cis-regulatory region sequence-specific DNA binding; zinc ion binding. Gene Ontology annotation, cellular component: nucleus. The transcript has 6 exons. Gene Ontology annotation, biological process: negative regulation of transcription by RNA polymerase II; cell fate commitment; positive regulation of transcription by RNA polymerase II. The record is from RefSeq and is a predicted model, not a curated record.